AGCGGAUCGAAUUCGACCAAGAAGAAGAUAUAACAGAUUGGAGUUAGAUGGCGCUUAAUUUGGCUACGCAGGUGGGAACUCUGCGCGGGACACCGGUGGUGGCGGACACUGGAUCGGCGUCCAGGGCGGAUCAGCAAUUAGGGCCGGCGGCGGUGUGGAAUCCGCAGCCGGCGGCCGAGCAGAACCUGCGCUGUCGGGUCCAGAAGGGCAUGGGGCAGGGGGAGAUCGAGGUGACACCGCCGAUGAGCCCGCGUCGAUCGCCGUUAUUGAUGGCUGUUCAGCCAGAUCAGCCGGUGGCGUGCAAGGCCCUGGUGGCGGACAAGGAUGCCGCUACCGUGGAGGAGGAGGCGUUCGUGAUAGAGCACCUCGGAGGCGGAGGUGGUGCGGUGAAGGGGGUGCCGGUGUUCGUGAUGAUGCCGCUGGACACGGUGAAGCCGGGCGGAGGGUUGAACCGGAGGAAGGCGAUGAACGCGAGUCUGAUGGCGCUGAAGAACGCGGGGGUCGAGGGGGUGAUGGUGGACGUGUGGUGGGGGAUUGUGGAGAAGGAGCGACCGGGGGAGUACGAUUGGCGCGGCUACGACGAGUUCAUGGACAUGGCCCGACGCAUCGGCCUCAAGGUCCAGGCCGUCAUGUCCUUCCAUCAGUGCGGCGGCAAUGUCGGCGACUCCAUCACGAUCCCGCUGCCGGAGUGGGUUCUGGAAGAGAUGGACAAGGAUCCUGACCUGGCCUACACGGACCAAUCCGGCCGCCGUAACUACGAAUACGUCUCCCUCGGCUGCGACACGCUGCCGGUGCUCAAGGGCCGCACUCCGAUCCAGUGCUAUGCCGACUUCAUGCGCGCCUUCCGCGACCAUUUCGCCCCUCUUCUCGGCUCCACCAUUGUCGAGAUUCAAGUGGGAAUGGGUCCUGCCGGCGAGCUGAGGUACCCUUCCUACCCCGAAUUGAACGGCACCUGGAAGUUCCCUGGGAUCGGCGCAUUCCAGUGCUACGAUAAGUACAUGUUGAGUAGCCUGAAAGCAGCGGCAGAGAAGGCGGGGAAGAUGGAGUGGGCCAACGGUGGCCCCUCGGACGCAGGAGACUACAACAACUGGCCGGAGGACACGUCUUUCUUCCGCCACGACGGUGGGUGGAACAGCCCCUACGGGGAGUUCUUCCUUUCCUGGUACUCACAGAUGCUCCUCGAUCACGGCGAGCGAAUCGUCUCCUCGGCCACGUCCAUCUUCAGUUCCACCCAAGUAAAGAUCUCGGUCAAGGUCGCCGGCAUCCACUGGCACUAUGGCACCCGCUCCCACGCUCCUGAGCUCACCGCCGGCUACUACAACACCCGCUACCGCGACGGCUACCUGCCGAUCGCGCGCAUGCUGGGCCGGCACGGGGCCGUGUUCAACUUCACCUGCGUGGAGAUGCGCGACGGCGAACAGCCGGGCGAGGCGGCAUGCAAGCCGGAGGAACUGGUGAGGCAGGUGGCGGCGGCGGCGCGGGAAGCCGAGGUGGAGCUGGCUGGGGAGAACGCGCUGCCGAGGUACGACGAGACGGCGCACGAGCAGAUACUGAACGCAGCGGCGCGCGACGAGGAAGAGAAGAUGGCGGCCUUCACGUACCUGCGGAUGGGGCCGGAUCUGUUCCAGCCGGACAACUGGAGGAGGUUCGUGGCGUUCGUCAAGAACAUGGCGGAGGGAAAGGACGGCGCGGAGCGGUGCCGAGAGCUGGUGGAGAGGGAGGCGGAGCGCUCGGUGCACGCCACCGUUCCGCUGGUGCAGGAAGCUGCCGUUGCCCUCGUGAGCGGGUAAUAUAAAAUAAAAAU
Zingiber officinale is the source of this 1804-nucleotide messenger RNA. RefSeq names its product beta-amylase 1, chloroplastic-like. Gene Ontology annotation, biological process: polysaccharide catabolic process. The record is from RefSeq and is a predicted model, not a curated record. Gene Ontology annotation, molecular function: beta-amylase activity. The transcript has 4 exons. Lineage: Eukaryota; Viridiplantae; Streptophyta; Magnoliopsida; Zingiberales; Zingiberaceae. Bases 48 to 1790 code for a protein of 580 amino acids.